UGAUGAUAAGGUAACUAUGGCAAAUGUGCAGGCAUAUUUGGUUGUCAUGAGGUUACUUUUUUGUCUUGUAGUCGACACCUAGUAGUUUACUUUAUUGCACAACUUAGACUACCAGAUACCUGGAACCGUACAGAAUCCAAAAUUAGAGAGUGCAAAGAAAUCAACUGGCGCUUGAAAAGAUAUUGGAUAAUAAAUGAUCAGACACAAAAGGAACAAACUUGUUUUAUAUCCAUCAAAAUCUGUGCCAGUCUCGCCUGAGAAAGAGAAGAGAGAGAAAAUGAAAGUGAAAAUGUUCCGGUUUCCUAAACUCGGUCGAUUAGAACGAGCGAAGCCACGAAUUUCUGGUCCUAAAAAAGUCACGCACAAUCUGCACGUGGCAUUUGAUAAAUCCACAGGAGAAUUCAAGGUUUUCUAUUCGAAUGGUUUUUUAAAGGGUCUUCCGAUUUCGUGGCAGAUGCUUUUAACAGCAACAAAAAUAUCAGGAAUGGAACAAGAAAAAAAUCCGGAAAUCCUUUCUGGUGUACUACAGAGUUUUGAUGAAUCAGUUAAACAGAAAGAUAAAUAUAUGACAAAUGUAUCUGUCAUUCCGAGUAUGUUAUUUCAUUCUUGUGUGGAUAGCAAUAGUAGCGGUCGUGGUAGCAGCUGCACCACUAAUAGUGGCAGUGGUAUGAAUAGUAGUGAGAACAGUCCUACAAGUAUUCUCCCUCCUAGUAUGUCACUAUCUCAAUUGCCGUUACAAUAUAACAACUGUUGUUCAUUUGUCUCCUAUCCACCGUCACCGCAGUCUGGUCCACCCCAUGCAACUGUCGUAUUGAGAGAUUUAGAUUUUGCUGAAAGUUGUAACAAUAAUUCUGAACUCGGCAGCAGUAUUAAAGAAGCAGGUACUUUAUGGCAUACAUAUUUACAUCAUAAGACCAUCGCCCAAUCGCCCACGUGUUUGCCAUUUCAAGGGGGUAGAUUUGUUCCAGAAUCUUGCAUGAUGGUUGGAGAGUCUACAUCUGUUGACGAGGAUGAGGAUGCUAAAGAUGGAGAUGACGAACAGGAAGAGUAUGAAGAAGAAGGUGAGGAGUUAGGUGAAGAUAAGGACAAGAGUGGGAAUCAACAAAGUGGACUGAACAAUCGUGAAAUGACUACAUCUGAGGUGGCUGUUAAAUGGAUGACAAGCGGUGGAACUUGUGGUGAUCUCCCUAUUCCAAUGAAUAUGUGCAAGGCAUCUAGAAAUGGUGUAACCGGUGAAGCUUUUGGUAACCGAAAUGGUGUAACCGCCCAUAAUAAAACUUCAUCAACGAACAGUGGGAGUGUUGUGAAUUCGGUCAAUGUUAGUAAGGGCAGUGGAACAUCGAAGACUAUUCAGUCACCAACUCCCGAUAAAAGUGUACUACCAGCUGUUCCAGUCAAGCCACAAGAUCCAACACAUGUGUUUCGCACACAACAACAAACUGAAAUACACCAAUCCCCUCAUUACUCUCCACACCAAUCUCCUAAUAAUAAAAUGGAUUCCGACAAGACUGUUGGGAUGACCGCAUCAGAAGCCGUAGUAGCAACAACAACGACUACUACUACUAAUACUUUUGAGAAUGCAAUCAAAUCGACUAUACCUAGUACACCUAAACGUCGUAUGAGAAAUCAAUUAACGGAUCAACAGGUACUCGAUAAAUUGAGAACUAUUGUAAGUGAAGGUGAUCCGUAUCAGAAAUAUCGUAUGGUACAUAAAAUUGACCAAGGUGCAUUUGGUGUUGUAUUUAUUGGAUAUGAAAUCGCUACUGGCAGUUUGGUGGCUAUUAAAAAAAUAGAUUUAGCUAAACAACCUAAAAAAGAAUUGAUCCUUAAUGAAAUUCUAGUGAUGAAAGCUAAUCGUCAAGCAAAUAUUGUAAAUUAUCUGGACAGUUAUUUAGUAUCCACUUCAGUUCCCACUCAUAUGGACCAUCAUCAGCAUUACAUGAAUGGUCCAAUUCAACAGCACCAACAGCCAACUAACAAUGAUGAAGAUAGUCUCAAUUCAUCAACAAUGAGUUCAGGGAAUAUGUCUAAAGGUGAAGAACUCUGGGUCGUCAUGGAGUAUUUAGAUGGUGGCCCACUAACUCAUGUUGUCACCGAGACAUGUAUGGAAGAAGGACAUAUUGCAUCAAUAUGCCGAGAGAUAUUAUAUGCCCUUGAAUUUCUUCAUGCGAAUUGUGUCAUUCAUCGUGAUAUCAAAUCAGACAAUGUUCUUCUUGGAAUGGAUGGAUCUGUAAAAUUGACAGAUUUUGGUUUUUGUGCGCAGUUAAGCAGCCAUGGGACCAAACGUACAACAAUGGUUGGCACACCGUAUUGGAUGGCACCAGAAGUUAUUUUAUGUAAACAGUACGGCCCAAAAGUAGAUAUUUGGUCAUUAGGAAUAAUGGCUAUUGAAAUGGUAGAUGGUGAACCACCGUAUCUCGGUGAAAAUCAUAUUCGAGCCAUGUAUCUCAUCGCGACUAAUGGUAAACCUGAAAUUAAAGAACGUAAUCAUCUAUCAGGAACAUUUCUUAAUUUUCUCGAUCGUUGCUUAGAAGUGGAUGUAGAACGAAGAGCCACAGCGACUGAAUUAUUACAACAUCCAUUUAUUUGUCAAUAUUCUGAACCGUUGAGUUCAUUAAUUCCACUGAUAAAUUUUGCCAGAGAACAGAAAUGGUAAUAAGCCCCAAUGGCGACCUUCAAUAUAGAGAAUGUGACAAAAAACCUAACUGAUUUUUUUUAUAACACUAUUACUUUUGCUCAUAUUUGUUCAUUCUGCUGUGAUCAACUGAUUAUUACUCUCCAUA
This is a messenger RNA of Schistosoma turkestanicum, 2783 nucleotides long. Lineage: Eukaryota; Metazoa; Platyhelminthes; Trematoda; Strigeidida; Schistosomatidae. The record is from the annotation of a GenBank genome assembly.